This is a messenger RNA of Quercus robur (English oak), 848 nucleotides long. Its product is annotated as cyclic nucleotide-gated ion channel 1-like. The record is from RefSeq and is a predicted model, not a curated record. Bases 196 to 735 code for a protein of 179 amino acids. The transcript has 4 exons. Lineage: Eukaryota; Viridiplantae; Streptophyta; Magnoliopsida; Fagales; Fagaceae.
AAUUUACUGAUGUUAAAUGAUUUGCUUGUCUUUUAGGUACUAGGAGCCCUUUGGUAUUGUUUCUCUAUUCAACGAACUGUGGCUUGCUGGUACAUGGCGUGUGAAAAUCAUGGUUGAUGUGUCCGAAAUUCUUUUUAUUACUGCGACCACAACUUUGGCUAUCACUCCGUUUUAGAUGAUUUUUGCCCUAAAAACAUGCCAAAUGCGGGGCUAUUUGAUUUUGAAGUAUAUCUCGAUGCUCAUCAGUCUGAUAUCUUAGAGUCCAAAAAUAUUCCACAAAAAAUAUUCUACUGUUUCUGUUGGGGCAUGCGAAAUCUGAGUUCUUUUGGUUCAAACCUCCAAAUAAGUAACGAUGUAAUGGAAAACUGCUUUGUACUUUGCAUUACUAUCUUUGGCUUGUUACUAUUUCUAUAUUACAUGGGAAAUUUUCAGAUAUUCUUGCAGCGGCGGAUAACUUCAAAAUCAAUUGCAGAAGCUGCGAAAAGAAAAGAAGAAAGCAUUAACUCGUGGAUUAAAAUAAAAGAGCUCCAGCCAGAAACAAGCAGAGAAAUUAUUAAGAUUAUGCAAAAGAAAUUUCACGAAGAAGAAGAUAUUUAUGUGGAGAUCCUGAUCUCUGAACUUCCUUCACAACUUCAAAGAAAUGUCAAGAACCAAAUCUGCUUUGAUCCACUAAAGAAUGUGAGUUUCUUCACCUCUAUAAAUUUUCUAAAUAGCUGUUUGUCCCGGGCAUAUUGAAUAUGCCAUUGAAUGGUAUUAUAAAUAUCAUCCAACAAUAAAAUUGAAGGAUUAUAUUAUCAUAAGUGGUGGCUCCAUAUGUAACUCAGGGUGGUCACAGGACUACCCACUUU